GCCACGAACCUUGAGAACACCGUGCUUCCAGGGGCGCAGUUCUUCGUCAAUGACCAGGGUGACAUUGUUUGCAGCGAGGUGUCCACUCGCUUCUCCAUGGUGGAGCAGGAGUGCGAAGACCUUGAGACGGAGAUCACUACUGGCAUGGCUGCCGACCCAAGCCACCUUCAAUCUGCAAUGCACGUCCUGGAGUAUCUGGACGAGGUGCAGCGUCGUCUGGAUGACAUCAGCAAGAACUUCCUGUACCUCAAUGACUGCUACACGCUCUUCAUGCAGGAUCCGCAAGACACAGACAUACUCGAAGAGGCCCAGCAGCUGCUAAACGAGCGCUGUCAGCUCUGGGAAGUGGCGCUGCAGUGGACGGACCUCCAGGAACAUGUCGCCAGUGUUCCGAUCUUGCAGAUGGACGUGCUCCAGCUGCGCUGCAAGCUUGAGGGCUUCAUGGAGGUCCUGAGCAACAUGUCUACUGACAUGCCGGGCGAUGAGGUGAUUUCAGAGCUUUUUGUCUCCGUGCAAGCGUG
Symbiodinium sp. CCMP2456 is the source of this 521-nucleotide messenger RNA. Lineage: Eukaryota; Dinophyceae; Suessiales; Symbiodiniaceae. The record is from the annotation of a GenBank genome assembly.